AUGGGUUCUGUACAUAUUGAUGAUUUACAAAGUCAACAUUCACCUGGAAAUGGGUUUGUUGACUUAUUACCUGGCCAGCCUGACAGCGAAGGCUUUAGAGCUUUCAAUGUCAAGGGUCUUUCGUGUGAUCAGGCCAUUACUAGAACUGGCAUGAGAGAAGAAAUUUUACUUUUAUCCUGGCUCAUCGUGCUUUUAAGGCUACAGGACGAAGGUAGCCAGAUAUCUUAUGACUGGGCGUACAAAACCCGAGAGGAUAGUUUCGAGCAUGAGCCCGUGAAGGGGUGCCUUUCGCUAGGCGAAGUGAUGAAGACAUCGCAAGAUAAUGUCCAGCAGGUUACUUCAGAAAUUUCACAACAUAUCACGAAAGUUGUAUCGAGACAGGAUGCCACUAUUUCAAGUCCUGUCUCGCUUUUACUGAGCACCAGUUCUUUAUCCCAAACGUCUGAAGAGGCGAUAGAUGAAGGUGUCCUCCACCUCGAAUUACGUUUUACGAACGAUCUUCUCGAAAUCCGACCCCUAUGGCACACCGAAACCAUAUUAGAAUUUACAGUCACACACUUCGUCGAGAGUCUAGUCGACACCAUCAAAUUGUGCAUUUCAACCCCCGAUGCUUCGAUCGAAGAAUGUCUCCAUCCAACGGCACGUGACCUGAACGAAAUUUGGCGGUGGAAUUACCAACUACCUCCAACAUACAGCUCUUGUAUGCAGGAUAUGAUUUCUGAAAAAGCAAAAAAACUACCUACUAAAGUGGCAAUUGAUUCCUGGGAUGGCAGUUUAACAUAUGCACAGAUCGAUCAAUAUUCCACUUUCCUGGCGUGCUCUCUCAGAGAAAUGGGUGUCAAGCUACAUGACGUCCUGCCUGUGUGUUUUGAGAAAUCGAGAUGGACAAUAGUAGCUGUUCUUGCGGUGAUGAAAGUUGGGGCAACUUUGUUGAUGACUGACCCAACACUUCCGCUUGCGCGCCUUCAAAAUAUGGCUGAACAAGUAAAUGCAAAAUUGAUAGUGACUUCUCGCGCCCAGUACGAUUUCUCAAAACUGAUCGUUCCAAAUGGAAAGAUUAUGGUAGUAGAAGAGAACACAUUUAUGAAUUCUUCAGAUUCGCCUGCUAGUCCACCGCUAGAGGCCGUGCCACCAUCUGCUUUAAUGUACAUAAUUUUUACUUCUGGCAGCACGGGUACACCGAAAGGAGUCAUGCUUUCACACGAGACUUACACAAGCAGUGCUGUUGCUCGAGCGAAAGCAGUUGGCUAUACAGAGGAGUCGAGAGUUCUUGAUUUCGCGGCUUACGCUUUCGAUGUCAGCAUUGACAGUAUGCUACUGACUCUUGGAAAUGGCGGAUGUCUUUGUAUCCCAUCAGAUGAAGAUCGACUGAACGAUAUAAACGGAGUGAUGCGGAAAAUGCAGGUCAAUUACGCAGGCUUGACCCCUUCAGUUGCUCGAAUUUUGGACACGGAUGUUAUAAAAUCGCUUCACGCCUUGGGUCUUGGAGGAGAGGCAUCAUCAGUGAGAGAUGUCAAUACUUGGGGUCAAUAUACGAGAAUUGUAAUAGGCUAUGGCCCUUGCGAGUGUACCAUCGGAUGUACAAUAAAUAGCGACACAGCUACCGGUAGAAAUUAUGUUUCUAUUGGAGAAGGAAAUGGCGCUGCUAUCUGGAUUACUCACCCGGACAACCACGAACAGCUAAUGCCUGUGGGUGCUGUAGGCGAAUUACUUAUCGAGGGGCCUAUCGUAGGGCAAGGCUAUUUGAACGAUCCCGCGAAAACUGCUGCAUCUUUCAUCGAGAACCCGUCGUGGCUUGCUGCAGGCCACAGUGGGUAUGCUGGUCGUCAAGGGCGUCUUUACAAGUCGGGAGAUCUUGGAAAAUACGAUCCUGACGGCUCUGGAGGUAUUCUGUUCGUUGGGAGGAAAGACACACAAGUCAAGUUACGUGGACAGCGUGUUGAGCUUGGUGAGAUUGAAAGUCAAUUGAUGGCCAGACUACCAUCGGAGAUCAGCGCAAUUUCUGAGGUGAUCACACCCCAGGGACUUGGAGGACAGCCCACAUUAGUCGCAUUUAUUGGGCCACAACAAAAGAAAGGACAAGAGGGUACUGAAAUAACGUCAAUUCAGCCUUCCGAAGAGUUAAGUCAAGCGCUGUCGAAAGCCACGUCAGAAUUGACCAAGGUUUUGCCGCGAUAUAUGAUACCAACCGCAUGUAUACCAGUCAAUUACAUCCCCGUUUUAAUCUCAAGCAAGAUUGAUCGUAAAAGACUGAGGCUGUUUGGUACCACGGUGGAUUUGAGGGACGUGAACGAAGAAACGACUAAGGCCAGUACUCGAGAUUUAACUGAUCUUGAAAAGCGUUUGCGUCAGGCUUGGGGUCAUAUAUUAAAGCUCGAUGCAGAAUCCAUUCGAAUCGAUGACAACUUCUUUGCACUUGGUGGAGACUCUUUGGCGGCAAUGAAACUCGUUACUGUUUGUAGGGAGGAAAGACUGGAUCUUAGCGUCAUCAAUACUUUCGGCCACCCCACACUCUCAGCCAUGGCCGAAGUCGUACAUGUUUCUAGCUCGGAAGCAGAGACUGAAAUUCCAGCAUUUUCAAUGAUUUCUCAAUCCGCCGAAAGUGCUUGCCUUGAAGCAUCACAGGUCUGUGGGUCCGAUCAGGCAGCUAUUGAGAACAUUUACCCAUGUACACCCACGCAAGAGUCAUUGUUUACAUUUGCGCUUAAAUCAACUGAAGUAUACGUCGCUCAAAGAGUUACAUGUAUUCCAUCCCAUAUCGAACUCGAUGUCUGGAAGAAAGCAUGGGAGAAUGUUGUUGCGGCCAUCCCCAUUCUUCGCACUCGCGUAGCCCAGCUCCAAGAACCUGGCCUUCAGCAAGUAAUACUCAAGGAAGGUAUCUCCUGGAGAAGUUCAAGCAACCUAGAAAAAUAUCUUGAGUGUGAUCGAAACGAAAGAAUGGACCUCGGACACAGCUUAGCUCGAUAUGCUAUUGUCAAUCAGCCAGACGAUGACAACCGAUAUAUGGUCUGGACUAUUCAUCAUGUAGUGUAUGAUGGAUGGUCAGAGCCGUUGUUGUUGAAAGCAGUUAGCAACGCUUUGCAGGGCCAGAAUAUCGAAAUCCAAGCAUAUAUGAGCGACUUUGUCAAAUAUGUGCGUGAUACAGAUGAAGUGGCCAUGCAAGAAUUCUGGAGAAAUGAAUUGGAUGACGCUGUUGGACCUCAGUUUCCACGAUUGCCGUCUAGAGACUACUUACCAACUCCAGAUGCGAAUCUCGAGAUCAACAUAAGCCUUGACCGCAGCACUACAUCCCCCUUUACAAUGGCAACAUUGAUUCGUGGUGCGUGGGCGCUUGUUGCAUCGCAGUAUACUGGAAGCGAAGAUGUGGUGUUUGGUGAGACUCUCGCAGGUCGGGACAUCUCAUUGAAGGGUGUCGAAAGUAUUGUUGGCCCAUUGAUCGCAACAGUACCUGUUCGCAUAAAUGUCAGCCGAUCAAGCUCCAUUGAAGCUUAUUUACAGAGUGUACAACAAAGCAUGUUGCACCGCAUACCAUAUCAGCAUAUGGGGAUGCAAAACAUUCGAAAAGUCAGCCAGGAUGCUCAACAUGCAUGCGAGGCUGGCACAGGGUUGGUCAUCAAUUCAGAGCCGGAAUACGUGGGCAGUGACCUCGGAUUCAAGUCAGGAGAUGUAGAGCACGAAUCUCUUCAUUUCAACCCUUAUCCGCUGAUGCUGGCCUGUGGAAUUCGUAAAACCGGGUUCAGAAUUUGCGCAAAUUUUGAUAGCAGCCUGAUUGAGAUUACCCAAAUGGAACGAAUGCUUGCACAAUUGAAGGUGGCUUGUUCGCAAUUGACUAAGGAUCUGUCCAGGAGAAUUGAUGAGGUAUCGUGUCUGCCAGAGGUGGAAUUGAAUCAAAUCUGGCAGUGGAACCAAACUCCUCCAUUGUCCUUGGACAAAUCUUCGAAGAGGAUCCGAGCAGACGCAAGUAUCAAGCAAGGGUCGAGUUACCCCCCAGCGGUCGUCUCUUGGGUGUGCGAUCCUCGAAACCCAUCUCUACUUUCGCCUAUCGGCUGUAUUGGAGAGCUGUGGCUUGAAGGACCUUUUUCUUCGGACGAAGCUGUUGAAUCUCCAGAUUGGCUCGUAGCCGGAAGCUCUACAUGUGGUGGUCGCACUGGCAGAGUGCAACCCACAGGCGAUAUGGUCCGCUUACUAGAGGACAAGAGCUUAGUAUUUGUUGGUCGAAAAGAAAAUGUCAUGCCAGUUCAAGGACAUGCAGUGGACAUCACAGAACUCGAAGCCCACUUCGCCAAAUACCUCCCACAAGCCGUACGUGCCGCCGCUGCCGUGUACCAACCAUCGUCAGAUGACUCUCAACAAACCUCAAAGCAAGAGCUACUGGUCUUCGUAGAACAACAACUAUCUGACGAGGGAGAUGUUGAAGUUAUAUCAGCCGAGCACGACCUAGUUUGCAACGCACCAGAUUCACAAAAUUUCCAGGCCACUAUUUGUACUAAGAUCUCUUUGAGUCUUGCUCUAGCACUCAAAAAGCUCGAUAAAUUUAUCCAAGACUCUCUUCCUUCAUACAUGAUGCCCUUUGCAUACAUCAUCGUUGACAAGAUACCAAAGGAAAGGAAGACUGUGGAUCACAAUUUGUUAAAUCUACUAGCUUCGAACAUUCCUCGAUCUGUGCUCUCCGAGAUUCGUCAAGGAUUCAGAGAGGUCUGGUUAAAUAACUCGGCGAAACAAAAUUUGACAAAUUCGGAAAGUGUUCUUCAGGCUGCAUGGGCUAAUGUACUUGGGAUUCCUUCAGAGAAGAUUGAUGUUGAUGACAACUUUUUCCGCCUGGGAGGUGAUUCUGUUAUGGCGAUGAAACUAGUGUCAGGUCUUCGCAUGCAAGGCCAUGGCCUAACAGUGGCUGAUAUCUUCCAACACAUGCGUCUUGGUGAUGCUGCUAGAGUACUUAGGGUAGACCAAGCAUCAGCUAACAAGGUUCAGCCUUACAAGCCAUUCUCAACAUUGAACAAUUCAGACAUUAAGACAUUCUUGUCCGAAGUUGUCCGGCCAAAGCUCGCAAAUCAAGAUUGGACUAUUCAAGAUGUGUCUCCAGUGACUGACUCCCAAGCACUUGACAUCAGAGGAACUAUUCAAUCAUUGCGCACUUCCAUACAAUAUACUAUGUUGUACUUUGACGAAACAAUUGAUCGCCUGCAACUAUUCCGUGCCUGCAAAGCUCUUAUUCGAACUCAUGCAAUUCUACGCACUGUUUUCAUUGAAUACGAAUCGAACUUCUUCCAAGUGGUUAUUGAUGAGUUAGAUAACCCAGAAAUUGAUACGCUACGAGCCGAAAACAUUGAACAAUGCGCCGCCGAGCUUUGCACAAGGGACAUCGAAUCAGGCUUCCAUCUAGGAUCCUCCUUUCUUCGGUUACUACACGCCGAAGACAACAAUGGUAAAGAAUGCCUCAUUAUAGGCUUGUCUCACGCUCUUUACGAUGGUGUUUCUUUGCCCAUGCUACUUCGAGAUUUGGAAGUUCUCUAUAAAGGAGAAAAAGUUGUUGAUUUUGAGCCUUUCUCGGCAUACAUGGCACGAAUUUGUGAUAAGAAUAUACAGACAACCGCCAUGACCUACUGGCGCAAUCUUCUAGAUGGCUCAUCAUUAUCCGUUUUGAAUGGAAAGUCUAUGGACCCUACAGACAAAGCAAUCUUCCAGACAAAAUCAGUCGAUAUCUCCCGACGCCCAGAAGAGAUCACCACGGCAAACUUGCUUACUGCAGCAUGGGCACUUGUCUUAGCACGUCGUCUUCAGAAGCCAGAUGUGACAUUUGGUAGCAUUACUUCAGGGCGAAACAUUGACCUGGCCGGCGCGGAGAAUGUCGUAGGCCCAUGUUAUCAAUUCACCCCCACACGUGUCUCGUUUGAGUCAGAGUGGACAGCUAUGGACCUGUUGAGAUUUGUCCAGAAGCAAAGUGCCGAGUCCGCAGCCCAUGAUUUCCUUGGAUUUGAUAAAAUAUCUAAACAGUGCACUCAAUGGUCAUCAGAUUCGGAGGCACAAUUCUUCGACUCCGUUGUUCAUCAUCAGGAUUGGGAUGAUUUCGAUACCAUGCCUUUUGCUGGUAGAGAAUGUAAAGUGGAUAUCUUAAAUCCACACGGAGAUGCGGCGACUCCUGUCAAAGCUGUAACUUUCGUCAAAGAUGGGCAAAUGCAUGUUGGUGUAGUUGGAAGUGAAAAGGAUACUGUGUUUGUGGAUGCAGCUCUUAAUGAGCUAGCUGCUGCUAUUCAAGAGUUGGCUAGCAGCCGAUCAGAGCUGUUACUUGAUGGUCAAAUAUUUUAG
Messenger RNA from Botrytis deweyae, 6306 nucleotides. RefSeq lists its product as uncharacterized. Gene Ontology annotation, molecular function: phosphopantetheine binding; catalytic activity. Bases 1 to 6306 code for a protein of 2101 amino acids. Gene Ontology annotation, cellular component: cytoplasm. Lineage: Eukaryota; Fungi; Ascomycota; Leotiomycetes; Helotiales; Sclerotiniaceae. The transcript has 2 exons. The record is from RefSeq and is a predicted model, not a curated record. Gene Ontology annotation, biological process: secondary metabolite biosynthetic process; amino acid activation for nonribosomal peptide biosynthetic process.